AUGCCGUGGUGUUAUCCUCAGCAGAGCGCCUUUACCCUCAUUGCUUGGAGGCAGUUCUGUAGACUUUGCCAGUCUUUUCCAGGCGCGUCAAGUUUCUCCGGUCCGGGGCCUAAGAACUCUGCCCUGUGGAAUCCCACAGCAACAAUCCCUCUAGCAGGGUUACAAGCCGUGAUUCGUAGAAUCUCGUGCUGCGCCGGCAGCCAUUGCAUUGGAAGAACACAGAGCGCUACUUGUGGUUUCUGCACGCCUCCCGGUGUCUGCAAAGGGUACGGCGAGGACGGAGGGUUUGAAAAAUUCCUCUAUGCUUAUGCUGCUAAGGCGGAGAGUGCGCUGUGCUACGUGUCUAUCCGCGCCGCUACGCCUGCGGGUGGAGGGAAGGCAGCUCUGCCUGCCUCGAGCAUCACGUGUUGGCGGCCUGUCUCAUCAUGCCGUGUGCUCUGUUGCGCAGAGUUGGUCAUGCCGAUACCCCAGUGCUACGAUCCCGAGUACGUGGAGAGGCAGUGGAUGGAAUGGUGGGUAGGUCAAGGAUAUUUCACGCCCUCGGAUCGCACGAAUCGGCAGUCAAGCUGCCUGGCAGCAAACAGCACGCAUGAAAACGCGAGCACUGCUGGGGAGAAGGCGGCAGCAGCUUUGGCAGAGGCGACGAAAGACGCGAACAAGUUCAUCAUGGUUAUUCCUCCUCCCAACGUGACGGGGUCCUUGCAUAUUGGCCACGCGUUGACGAUUGCCAUUGAAGACGCUUUGGCGCGCUGGAAUCGCAUGCGCGGCAAACUCGUUCUUUGGGUGCCUGGCGUCGAUCACGCAGGCAUUGCAACGCAGUCUGUCGUUGAGCGCAUGCUGAUGAAGGAGGAAGGCAAGUCUCGCUACGAUCUCGGCAGGGAGGCCUUCGUCGAAAAGGUUUGGCAGUGGAAAGAAAAAUACGGAAAUGCGAUAUCGGACCAAAUAAGGAGGGUCGGCAGCAGCGUUUCAUGGCCGCACUUCUCCUUCACGCUUGAUCCCACGCGAUCGAAGGCCGUUGUGGAAGCGUUUGUGAGAUUGUUUAACCGCGGACUAAUCUACAGAGAGCAGCGACUGGUUUCCUGGUCUUCCUCUUUGAAAACUGCUCUGAGCGACAUCGAAGUAGACACCGAGACGAUAGAGCAGCCACAGAGCAUUCGCAUUCCGGGAUUCGACUUUCCUGUCGAGGUUGGCUACUUGUGGCACUUUGUGUACCCGGUGGAAGGUGGGGGAGCACUUGAAGUUGCAACCACUCGCAUAGAAACCAUGCUAGGCGACACGGCGGUUGCUGUAAACCCCAACGAUACCCGUUACAAGCCCCUGAUUGGUAAGCGCCUUCUCCACCCGUUCUUUCCGGAACGCGAGAUGCGCGUCAUUGCGGAUGCCCACGUCGACCCCGAGUUCGGCACGGGGGCCGUCAAGAUUACGCCAGCGCACGACAAGAACGAUUAUGAAAUUGGAAAGCGGCACAAGCUUGACUUUAUCACCAUCUUUUCUCCGGAUGGCCACAUCAACGAGAGGGGCGGCGAGUUCGCUGGCCAGCACCGCUUCACCUGCAGAUAUAACAUCCAGAUCAGACUGAAGGAACUGGGGCUUUUGCGGGACAAGGUGCCUAACAGCAAGCCAAUGCAGCUGCCACGCUGCAGCCGCAGCGGCGACAUCAUUGAGUACAUGCUCGUGCCGCAGUGGUGGAUGGACUGCAAGGAAGCGGGGCGACGCAGUGUCAUGGCAGUCCGCAGCAAAGAACUGAUCAUCAAGCCGGAGCACCACGUGGCCACGUGGGAGUACUGGCUUACGAAUGUGCAGGACUGGUGUAUUUCUCGGCAGUUGUGGUGGGGUCAUCGGAUACCUGCUUACAAGGUGGUUUCUCCGGUACUUCCAGCUGCCGAUUGCAAUAUGUCGGGGGAGGCGUGGGUGGCGGCGAGGAGUGAGGAGGAGGCGAAGAGGGUUGCGAGCGAGAGGUUUCGAAUUCGUGAAGAGGACAUUGUCCUGCAGCAGGAUGAGGAUGUAUUGGACACUUGGUUCUCGUCUGGCCUGUUCCCCCUCAGUGUGUUUGGGUGGCCAGAGGAAACUGAGGAGCUUAAGGCCUUCUUUCCGACAACGCUGUUAGAGACAGGUCAUGACAUCCUGUUUUUUUGGGUGGCAAGGAUGGUGAUGCUCUCUCUGGAACUGACUGGCAAGCUGCCUUUCUCUACGGUGUAUCUACACCCCAUGGUUCGCGAUUCUCAGGGGCAGAAGAUGUCCAAGUCCAAGGGAAAUGUGAUCGAUCCGUUAGAGGUCAUCAACGGGAUUUCUCUGGAGGGGCUGAUCGCGAAGCUGCACACCGGGAACUUGCAACAGAAGGAAAUCAAGCGAUCGGAAACGCUGCUGAAGAAAGAGUUCAAGGAGGGCAUCCCCGCGUGUGGCUGCGAUGCGCUGCGCCUGGGCCUCGUGGCGUACAUGCGGCAGGGCCGAAACAUAAAUCUGGAUCUAAACCGCGUCGUGGGGUAUAGGCAGUUUGCCAAUAAAAUAUGGAACUGCACCAAAUUCGCGCUCGACAAGUGGUCAUUGGAUGUCGAUGGCAAGGGCACGCCUUUUGUCGCUAGAGGCAUUCAAAUGCUAGCGCACAGCAACGCGCACACGAAGAACUCGCAUGUAACAAUGAUCAACUACGCGGAUCUAACGUGGUCGGACCGCUGGAUUCUUCACAGACUGUCCACAGCUUGCGAACAGGCGAAUCGUUCUUUCGAGGAAUACGAGUUUGGGGACGUGGCGAACGCAAUCUACAACUUUUGGCUUUACGAGCUCUGCGACGUUUAUCUCGAGGCGAUUAAGCCACGGAUUCAGCCUUUCACUGCAGUUGCAGGGGAAGAUGUAGAGGCUGUAUUGGCGCGCGUGCGGGACGCUCGCUGCGCGCAAGAGGUGUUGUACACGUGUAUCGACAGGGGCCUCAAGCUUCUGCACCCCAUCUGCCCUUUCGUAACGGAAGAACUCUACCAGAGACUGCCCCCCUCGGAAGCUAAGGCCGAGUCUAUAUGCAUUAGCAACUAUCCGCAGCAUGUUUUGGCGUGGACCGAUGCCGCACUCGACACCAACAUGCAGCAGGUGCAGCAAAUCGUCGGAAGGUUCCGGUCCCUUCUUGCGGCUCUGGAAAUUCCACCAAAGGUGAAACCAGAGGGUUUUGUACUGGUAAACGGCACGGCGCCUCAAGUUCCGUUUCUGAGGAGCACUUCGUCGAUCAUGGCCAUUCUGUCAAAACUGAAAGAAGUUGCGGUAAUCACCGAUGCGCCGCCCACGGGCUGUGUGUCAGAUGUUGUUACACCGCAAAUUACGAUUUACCUCAAAAUUGGCGAUGGCGUCAAUCUCGCGCAGACUCUCGACAAGCUCGAAAAGAAACGCGCCAACCUCGUUUCUAAGAUUGAGAGCUACAUAAAGAAAGUGAAUGACCCGAACUUUGACAAAGCGCCGGAUGCCGUGAGGGACGCCGCUCUUGAGAAGAAGGCAGAUUUGGAAAAAGAGCUGCAGUUGCUCGCUGCUGCAAUCGACAAUGUUGCUCCUCUCUUGCAGCAAUGA
Messenger RNA from Cyclospora cayetanensis, 3549 nucleotides. RefSeq names its product probable valine--tRNA ligase, cytoplasmic. Gene Ontology annotation, biological process: valyl-tRNA aminoacylation. The record is from RefSeq and is a predicted model, not a curated record. The transcript is spliced from 18 exons. The coding region runs from base 1 to 3549 and encodes 1182 amino acids. Gene Ontology annotation, cellular component: cytosol. NCBI's taxonomy places the organism in Eukaryota, Apicomplexa, Conoidasida, Eucoccidiorida, Eimeriidae. Gene Ontology annotation, molecular function: aminoacyl-tRNA deacylase activity; ATP binding; valine-tRNA ligase activity.